This is a messenger RNA of Merops nubicus (carmine bee-eater), 981 nucleotides long. Its product is annotated as ATP-dependent RNA helicase DDX25-like. Gene Ontology annotation, molecular function: RNA helicase activity; RNA binding; ATP binding. Lineage: Eukaryota; Metazoa; Chordata; Aves; Coraciiformes; Meropidae. The annotation marks the transcript as partial. Gene Ontology annotation, cellular component: nucleus; cytoplasmic stress granule. Gene Ontology annotation, biological process: poly(A)+ mRNA export from nucleus. The transcript has 7 exons. The record is from RefSeq and is a predicted model, not a curated record.
AAGCUGAUCCGCACGUCCCUGGUGGAAUCCAGCCACCACGUGGAGUUCCUGCAGCGAGACCCCAGCUCCCCCCUCUUCUCUGUCAAGAGCUUCGAGGAGCUGCCCCUGAAGAAGGAGCUUCUGACAGGCAUCUACUGCAUGGGCUUCAACCGUCCCUCCCGGAUCCAGGAGACCGCCCUGCCCAUCAUGCUGGCCUACCCACCCCAAAAUCUGAUCGCCCAGAGCCAGUCGGGGACGGGGAAGACGGCGGCUUUCGUCUUGGCCAUGCUGAGCAGGGUGAACCCCCUGGAGAAGCACCCCCAGUGCCUCUGCUUGGCCCCCACCUACGAGCUGGCCCUGCAGAUCGGGCAGGUGAUCAAGGCCAUCGGGAGGUUCUGCCCCGAGGUGGAGGUUGCCUACGCCAUCCGGGGAAGCCGAGCCCGGCAGGACGAGGCGCCCAGGCAGCAGAUCGUCAUCGGCACGCCGGGCACCACGCUGGACUGGUGCUUCAGGAUGAAGGUGCUGGACCUGCAGAAGAUCAGGCUCUUCGUGCUGGACGAGGCCGACAUCAUGAUCGACACGCAGGGGCUGUCCGACCAGAGCAUCCGCAUCCAGAGGUCCCUGCCCAAGGACUGUCAGAUGCUGUUCUUCUCGGCCACCUUCCGCGAGCGGGUGCGGACCUUCGCCACCCAGAUCACCUCCAACCCCAUCGUCAUCAAGCUGCGGGAGGAGGAGCUGACCCUCACCAACAUCAGGCAGUACUUCUUCGUCUGCAGGAGCUGCCAGGAGAAGUACCAAGCCCUCUGCAACAUCUACGGCAGCAUCACCAUCGGCCAGGCCAUGAUCUUCUGCCAGACGCGCCGCAGCGUGGACUGGCUGGCGGCGGAGAUGCGGCAGGACGGGCACCAGGUGGCCAUCCUGACAGCAGAGCUGACGGUCACCCAGCGGGCAGAGGUCAUCCAGCGCUUCCGGGAGGGCAAGGAGAAGGUCCUGAUAGCCACC